Hylaeus volcanicus is the source of this 3786-nucleotide messenger RNA. RefSeq lists its product as uncharacterized. The transcript is spliced from 4 exons. Lineage: Eukaryota; Metazoa; Arthropoda; Insecta; Hymenoptera; Colletidae. Gene Ontology annotation, molecular function: DNA-binding transcription factor activity. The coding region runs from base 20 to 3646 and encodes 1208 amino acids. Gene Ontology annotation, biological process: regulation of DNA-templated transcription. The record is from RefSeq and is a predicted model, not a curated record.
UGAAUCCUCUUCUCCACCCAUGCAGCCAUCUUGUUUGCCCUUAGAAUCCCCGUGUCUUUUCAUGGAAAAUUCUCCAAAAGACUCUAUUGACCAUCAGCAGGAUCUUAGAGUCGAACGACAGAAAGACGUCUCUGACAUUAAAAAGCACGCUUUAGCUGAAGAUGCAGAAAAUUCUUUUUGUAACGUGUCGUCAAACGAUUGUUUAAACGAUUGUGUACAGAAUUGUGAGGGAACAGAUUCUCAGUGCAACGUAUUUUCUAUAGAUAGGACAUCUGUGUUACAAAAUAGUUGUUUACCACAAGUUUCAAACAAAACCUAUGAGAAAUCAACUGUAAAUGACUGCCAGAUAAGCGAUACUCAAGAUUUAGAUAAAGCUAACGCUAAGGCUUGCUGGAUAGGAAAUAAAAGUGGAACCUUAACAGACAUGAGUUAUUCCAAUCCAAAAAAGUGCUUCCAGGAAAAAUUUUGCUUUGAUGAGUUGAAAACGUUAGGAUUAUUUUUAGCACAUAUUUAUGCAUUGUAUCAACAUACCGUAUGUUCGAAAAAUUGUAAGAGUUCACUGCAAAAUUCUGUUGCUUGGUUGGGGAUACUUGAUCAUUACGAGGAUGAAUUACUGGAUUUUGUCAGCAUGUGCAAUGAAAGGAGGGACGAACUCAAUCACGUGUUUUUGUGCAAGUCCUCUGAAACUGAGAAAGACACGGGAAACGAGUUGUUAAAACAGGAGAAUGAUUUCAAAACAUUCGAAAAAGGCCAAAAUCAAGAUGUUCUAGCCCAUACAUUUUUUGUACAUUCAGGGGUGCAAGAUGAUAAAUUUCUACAUUGUGUAGCCGAAUGGUAUCAAAUCAAAUGCCAUAAGGGUCUAUUUUGUAACAAAACCUUGAAAAAAGAACAAGAAAUUAAGGCGCCUCCAUUAAACAAUCUAACACAUACUUUGGUAUGUGAUGUGCAAGAAAAACCACAAUCUUCCGCGACACCUAAGAUAUUGAAGUACAAAAAUGAAAAAACGUGUGAGAGCGUGUCUGGAUCUUAUCAAAUCACUAAAUUAUUUUUUGAAUGUUUACAAGCACUCAAGGAAUUAAAAGAUAUAUUUGGUGGUGCGAGACAUAUUCAAAGCGAUAUUGAUUUAUCUUCAUAUUAUCUUCGAUCGGCUAUAAGUGCGUAUCAAAAACAUGAUUUGAGGAAAGAUACAGACGAAGAGAAAACAGCGUUGAGGAACAUGUACAAAGCAAACUGUUUACAUGAAGGAGAAUUAGAUUCACUUCUCUAUUCCGAUUCCACAUGCACAGGCAUAAGUCAUCGAAUGUGUGAAACAGGCCGCUGUGAAAAAGCUUCUUGUUUUUAUGAUGCUGCACUUUCUACUCCUCGUAUGCAGAGUAUCCGGAAUGUUUUGAAAAACAAAACAUUAGAUAACCGUGUACACGACGACGGUGAACAAGAAAAAGGUACAUAUGAGACUGCACAAGCUGGAGUAUCACAAGAAAUCUCUAUACAAGGACAACUUGGUAAAGAAAACAUUGUUGAGAAAGAGUUUUAUCCACCGAGCGAGCACAGCAACAUGGUAGCAACUCAAAAUAUACCAUUCAACUCUUUACCUGAUCAAUUAUGUUACGAGAAAGCAUCUUUACUUGAUACGAAAAAAAAUACUGCCGUCAACCAUCAACAAGAAUGUUUAUUAAUUUUAGGUUUUUUGAAAAGAGCGUCUCCGCAAUGGGCGGCACAUUAUCACUCUCAUGAAUGGCAUUCGCGUUACAUUUCAGUAGAAAGAAACGAAUCCAUUGAAAUGUACAUGAAAAUUUUUUUACCUCAAGAAUCCUUUUUCGCUUUGAACACAAUGAGCUGUCAUAAAAAUAAUUUAAUAUUAUCCUCAAGUUUUAUUUUGCCAAUGAAAAAUGCUUUUGAGUUACUUUGUUUGUGGUUCAAUCGCCUUGAUUGUUUUCGAUUGUCUCAUGAACCAAACUUUGAACCUUUUUUCCUGAUUCCAUCAGUGGAACAAAAAAAUUAUUCUCAACCAUUUCUUUCAUUAUCGUCUGAUAUUUUAAAUCAUGUGAAUUUCUUUUUAAACGACUCUGCACCUAAAUGGAAAAAAUAUUUAGACUUGCGUGAAUCUCAAGUAGUAUUUUCCUGUAACAAAAGACAUAACUCAACAACCCCUGGUGUCUCAACCUCUCCUUGCCGUGAACCUUCUUUUUUUACGCCGUUUAAGUGUCCUGAAACGAAACGUACCAACACUGAACAUAGUUCUGAAUCUCAAUAUACUGCGCAAACGUCUAACGGUGCUUCAACGAGAAAAGAAUUGGAUGACAUUUCUGCUGUUAAAAAUUCUAUGCUUAUGUAUCCUUCUUUGCACGACCCUCCACUCGUGUCCUUUCAAAAAUAUGAAACAGUUUCUACUUGUGCAACACCUGCUCGUUUAUCAAUGGUUUCUUUAAACUCUGCAUGUCAUAACCCACAAGAAAACGUUUUUAUGCCAUUCACACCUAAUUUGGGGAAAGUGACAAGCCAGAUACUAUCUCCAGUGAAAAUAACUCAUAAGCGUAAACGGCGUAUGGUGGUUAUGAUAUGCACAGCAAGGCCUUGUUCUUUACCGCCUUCAAACGAAACAGAGGAUGUCAAAAGCUUACUAUCACCUUCUUGUAAAAAACUAUGUUUGGUAACGAAACCUUAUCAUGAGUCAUCCGUACCAAAUUUUACACAACGGAUAUGUGAGAAAACGUCCCAUACUACCUUCUACAAUUCUUUUAUGUAUCAACCAAAUAACAUAACAUUUCAUGAUGCUAAAAAAAAUGAACUGAAUCCUUAUUUAGCAUCUGCUUUUGUAUCCCCUACUGCAUCCUUACGUUUUAAAAAUAAAAAAAUUCCUACUCAAAAACAGUUGCAUAAUGAAGAUAAAGUCACACGUCUACCGAUUUGUAAGAAGAAAAAGCUUUCUUCAAAACAACAAGAGGAUGUCUCUCUUGAAGUGCAAAAGCUACAGGCCACGUCGACAUCUGACGUUUUCUCUUCCUAUCCUGCUUAUUCUGAAGCGACCAAAAGUUCAUCUCCUCCAACACAUGAUCUUAGAGUGAUGUGGAAUCCUCAAGAAAAUGCUUGGGUUGUAGCUGUCGCAAAAGAGUUCUCGUCUUUAGGAUAUCCAAUUUUUUGUAGUUUUCCUGUUUCAAGAUAUGGUGCCGAUAUGGCUCGUUAUUUAGCGUUUCAAUGGAAAGACCAACAUGAUUCUAGUGUUCUAGAAGAACGCAUCGUCCAACAUCCCUCAAUUAUAACAACUCAUCAAAUUUGUGAUCAAACUAGUUCGACACCACCUUGUCAAAAUACAGACGAAAAAAAAUCAAGCCCGCCAUCACCAUCUAACCAUACGCUACCUUCUAAAAAUACAACACAGCAACGCAGUACAUCUCGGUCUUCCAAGUACACAACCGGUAAUACUCGCGCAACAACCACAUGCCACUCGCGUAACCCACCAAAGUCAGAAAUACCAGGUGUGUAUUGGUAUCGCAAUCGUAAUGGAUGGGUUGCUCAGUGGUUUGAAAAAGGUAAAAAUAAACACAAGUUUUUCGCUGCGAGUGCUUUUGGUAUUGAAGGCGCAAAAGAAAAAGCAAUUGCUUAUAGACUAAUGAAACUUGAGGAAAAACGGUUAAAAGGAUGGUAGUCGUUGUCUACAUAAAUUAUACAACUUUUUUUUAACUUUUAAUAAAAUUUUAACAACAGUACCUUAGUUGUACGAAAUAAGACGUUUUCUAACGUUAUGAGUAAAGAAACAAGUUACAAUGAGUCUAGAUUUCAAAAAAA